This is a messenger RNA of Malaclemys terrapin pileata, 8125 nucleotides long. RefSeq names its product syntaxin 16 (gene STX16). Gene Ontology annotation, biological process: vesicle fusion; intracellular protein transport; vesicle-mediated transport. NCBI's taxonomy places the organism in Eukaryota, Metazoa, Chordata, Testudines, Emydidae. Gene Ontology annotation, molecular function: SNARE binding; SNAP receptor activity. The transcript has 8 exons. The record is from RefSeq and is a predicted model, not a curated record. The coding region runs from base 438 to 1406 and encodes 322 amino acids. Gene Ontology annotation, cellular component: membrane; SNARE complex; endomembrane system.
UCAGAUCCGGGGAGGAAGGCUGGAUGAAGCCGGGGGCUGCCGCAGGGAGUCGGGGCUCGUUCCCGCUCCUUGGUCCCUGUGAGCGGCGGGAAGGAGCCGCCGGGGACUGGCGCUGUAACCGCCCCGGGGUGCCUGGGCUGAGCUAGAGCGGGAGCCCCAGGCCUAGGAGAGCCAGGCGCCUGGGGACAGCGGGGGAGGCUCAGGGGCUCCCUGGGGCUGCGAUGCUCAGGGCACAAGCCUGACCGGGGAGUCCUUAGAUAGAGAAGCCAUUGGGGGGUUCGGGGUGUCCCGUGCAGGCCGAAGGGGGGUCGAGGAAUCCGGGGACCCCUGGCAGUGCAGGGAGGGCGCUUGAAGGCUCGGGGCUGGGACCCCCGGGGGUGCCGAGGGGUCCCGUGACAGCUCUGCGGGGAGUCCAGGGGGGCCCUAGAAGUAGAGCCAUGGCCACCCGGCGUUUAACAGACGCGUUCUUGUUGUUGCGGAACAACGCGAUCCAAAACCGGCAGCUGCUGGCCGAGCAAGUGAGUAGUUACAGCUCCUCCAGCCCUCUGAAUUCACGUAGCAUGGCUGCUGCGCUUGCUGAUGAUCGCAUGGCACUAGUAUCAGGGAUCAGUUUAGAUCCCGAAGCAGCAGUUUAUGUAACAAAGCGGCUACCUCCCAAAUGGGUUGAUGGAGUGGGAGAAAUUCAGGAUGAUAUCAGCAGGAUUAAACAGAAGAUGAAAGAAUUAGCCAGUCUUCACGACAAAUAUUUAAACAGACCUACUUUGGAUGAUAGCAGCGAAGAAGAACAUGCAAUAGAAAUUACUACCCAAGAGAUCACACAGCUAUUUCACAGGUGCCAGAGAGCAGUCCAGGCCUUGCAGAGCAGGUCACGUAAUUGUACAGAACAAGAAGAACGUGUUCUCAGAAACAUAGUGUCUUGCUUAGCACAGUCGCUUCAGGACCUAUCCACCAACUUUAGGCAUGCACAGUCUGACUAUCUCAAACGCAUGAAGAAUCGAGAAGAAAGAUCCAAGCAUUUCUUCGAUACGUCAGUCCCGCUUAUGGAUGAUGGAGAGGACAGUACUCUUUAUGAUAGGGGUUUUACAGAUGACCAGUUAGUAUUGGUGGAACAAAACUCAUUAAUGGUGGAAGAGCGGGAACGAGAAAUCCGCCAGAUUGUACAAUCAAUCUCUGAUCUCAAUGAAAUAUUUAGGGACCUUGGAUCAAUGAUAGUGGAACAGGGUACAAUUCUGGACAGAAUUGACUACAAUGUUGAGCAGUCGUGUGUAAAAACCGAAGAGGGAUUGAAACAAUUACAUAAGGCUGAGCAAUAUCAGAAGAAGAAUCGGAAGAUGCUUGUCAUUUUAAUUUUAUUUGUAAUAGUAAUUGUACUUAUUGUUGUUCUUGUUGGUGUAAAGUCACAUUAGGUAACUGUUCUAUGAUUUUCUUAUUUUUGUGUGUAUGUAAUUAUUUUUCCUAAUCUGAAUGGAUGGACCUGCACUCCUGAAAGUCGCCUUUGAAUGUAUAAGCCCUAGUGGUACAAAUUCUGUGCAAUGUUUCAGUAGAACUCUUCAUAAUACAUGCUUCGGUGAUACCAGAGGUGUUUGUAAAACUUGUACAGAAAAUGUCAGGACACUUGAUAAUGCUACCAAAUUGGUCAUCCAGUUCUUUAUCCAAACAUAUUUGGAAUAUUGUGCAGUAUUUAAAAAAAAUAUGGAAAAUAAGAGUAGACGUUUACAAGAAAGUACAAUAAUUAGUAUUUCACUGUAUGCAAAAAAGUGUGCUGUUCUUUGUAGUCUUAUUUUGCAAUUUUGUAAACUAUAAAGGUUUUUAUGGGACUAUGAUUUGGAGGUUAGAUGCCUUAAAAGAUGCACAAAAUUCUAACUGUUUGAUUUCACCUACUUUUCUCCAAACUUUUAAAAAAUAUAUUUGGAUUGACCAUUAAAAAAGAAACCUCUUAAAACAGAGCAUAAUUCAACCCCUGUGAUCUUAAUUUAGAUUUUGCAUCAUUAGUAAUUAUCAGGGUAGUACUUAAAAAGUGUAAAUAACAAGACUUAAUCACUGGUAUAAUUUAACACAUUUAGUUAAUUAAAAUAGCUUCCUAAUCCUAAGUAAUCAUAGGGAUAAUUUUUCCUCAUCAAAAAGAUCAUGCCAUGAUAUUUUCUAUUGCAAAUUUCUUGGUUAUAUAUUAAACACAGCCAGCUACAUUACAAUAAUUUUAAUGGUUUGCGCUAAUCCUGCAAUAGAAACGAAAUUCUCCUUUUAGCCCCUUGUAUCCUUCAUCUAUUUCCCUCCAUCAGGUGUCCCACAACAGUGGAUGGUAGGCUGUCUUCACAUACAAGUAGUCCCAAAUAUUUACAGUACAUCUAUCCAUACACUCAUCCUAAAUAAGUAUUUCAAUAUGGGUACAAUAUGUAUUGCAGUCUUCAUAAGGGGACAAGUUUAAAAUGCAGUGUUCAUGACUAAAAUGAUGUACUAGUAUGGGCAUGCAUCAGAACUUUGGUACAAAAUUUCUGGCUUGCAGUGAUUCUGCAGCAGUACAAUUUGCUGUCGGUCAGGGGAGAGAGAGAAGAGAAAUCUUGGUUUAAUAUGGUCCAAAGUGUUGCACAAUUAUAGGGGCAUUGCCUUAAUAUUUUUAACAAGACUUUUCUGUAUUGAAUAUUUGGUUUCUCUAAGAGGCUAUAGCUUGUACUAAUGGCACUUUCGGUUCUGAUUUGUACAAUGGUCUGCAUACUCUUGCAGUGAUAUGCCCAAAGCCACUGAAGCUCAGGUACACAAUAUAAUGAUUCUAAAAUUGUACAUGGGGGAUUGGGAUCCUCUGUAUAUAUCAGUACACAGACUCUUGCCAGCUUUCUUCCUGUAAUGGGCCAUGUAUGCCAUCUACCAACCCCUACUUCCCUAGUAAUGAUGGUAUACAUGGAUCUUCCUUGGAAUACUUAGACAUAAUAUUAAGAUAUGGCCCUUUAAAAAGUAUUUCUAGCUAUCUAGCUAUUGAUUUUCCUUUGUCUGACAAGAUCCUCAGUCAUUAGGGUGUUUAGGGUAUCUGUUUACUUGCUGGAAUACUUCAGUGUCAGUUCCAAGUCUCUAGGUGUCAUGUAUGGCAAAUCAAACCAGACAGAUUGACUGAUGGAAAGAGGUCCAGUAAUGAAGUAGAUAUUCUCUCCUCCCCUCUCCCACCAAUCUCCUCCCCCGCCACUGAAGAAUUGCAGUUAGUGGCUGCAAGGCAGAGGAGACACAUGGAGGUCCUUCAUAAUGAUUAGUCACGGUAAUUGGUGUUUUCUCUAUUAAAGCUAUUGAAGAUAUUGCAGGCUAAAGAGAGAAAUCCCUAGCGUGUGCUUAAGUUACUGCCUUUUGCAAGAUGAGUGUGCCAGGGAACUUUCUUGGAACUGGAUUAAUUUUCACUUUUUAUUAAUAGUCUCCCUUGGGAGAAACAUUUGUUGUCUUUUAUGAAUCAGGCAGAUGAUAGGAAACUAAUGGGGAGGCGGCUCAUUUAAGUGUUGUAACUGAUUUUUGUGCGGGCAGAACCCUACCUAAUACAAAGUAUCUUAUGAAAUAGGAUAGAAUUCUGAGCAAGUAGUUUGCCUGCAUGCAGCACCACGACCCACAGGGUUACACACUACAGACAUUUUUAGGAUAACUGCGGACUAAUGGAGUUCUUGCUGAUCAAAGUGUCCCAUCAGAAUACCUCAUUCCUUGGUCUGAGCUCAUACUUGGAAAAUGCUUAUUUGAUAUGGGGAAUAGGGCAAAAUAAAUGUGUUGGGUGGCUGGAUGGUUUUUUGGAUUGGUGAUGGAAUCUGUGGAGCCAUUCACCUGUAGGUUACUGGUUGAAAUCUGUUCCCAUUGGUAACAACCUUUAGUUACUUCAACCUGAUGGAUAAUUCAUGGCCUAUGUGGAAUAAGAUGAUAGUUUCAGGCCAGUUUCACAAACUGGCACUAAUUGGCACACUUUGCAAAUCUUAACUGAUAGGCCAAUGAAACUGGACUAUCCUCCGGCCUUGAAAUGUGGGACAGUGUGGGAAUCCAUGCACUGCUUCUACUCCCACUAUUUGUUUUCUGGGUAAAGAGGCGUUUGGUCUCCAGAAACUACCAGUCUAGAUCUCUCUCUCUCUCUCUCUCUCUCUCUCUCUCACACACACACACACACACACACACACACACACACACACACACACACACACACACACACACACACACACACACACACACACACACAAUUUGUAAAAGGUAGAAUAAAAUUCUUUAGUUUUGUAGCUGGUGUGCAGCUCCCCAGUGUUGGCAUAGAUCUUUUUGAUGAUUGUGACUAAAACUACUGUCUCCUAAGUGUGUUACUGCUAUCUGCAUCCUACGGUGGGAAGCAGUAAACAUUGCUUUAAUUUAAUUUACUGUAUUUGCAACUUUCACUCUAAGAUGUUAUUUAUUUCUGUCUUGACCAGUGCUUUUGUUGUUUUAUCCUAGCUGAUUAAUUUAAAGACAUAAUAAAACAACAACACUUCCAAACUAAUUGGUUAAUUGUUACUCAUUUUUCUUACAUAUUUAUACUAAAAUAAAACAAUUAAGCACUUACACUGAUGGUUCUUAAACAAAACUAAUUUUGUGUUUGUAGUCUGUCAAAUUUAAUGGAAGCAGUAAUGACAUAGAAGAUCCUGGAAAAUUAGUGCUCUUUUUAACUAAUGCUAAAUCUCAUGUAGCAUGAACAUUUUACGUAGCCAAAAUUAGGAAAGGAACAGCAUUAUCUAUAAGUAUUGGUGAAAUAGAAGGGAUGGCCUAACCGUGCUAAAAUGAUAGAAAAUAUUUAGCAAAUGUGAACAUUUUAAAUAGAGGUGCACAUUUUAUACGCAGUGCAAAUGACAAGUAUAAGCUCAGAUGCACCAUCUAGCAUAAUUCAUGAUGAGCUAGAAAUUGUUGAAGCUGGUGUAUUCUGAGAGAGAGGAUCUUUGAUAGGAUUUUAUUUCCUAUAUCAUUCCAAAUGUCUGAAUUUCAUUAUAAUUCGUCCUAGUUACUUAUUCAGGGCCAAAGCAUAGUCGUUUAUGCAAGGCUGGAGUAAUCUGGCUUUAAUCUCCCUGGGGUUAAAAACGGAUGGUAUUACCCUUCUAACCUAGGCUGUGGAGCAUCUGUACAGCCACAACAGUCCGUGAGCUGUAGCAGCAGCUGCUACACCUACACAGAGGAUUUGGGCCAUUGGAUCAGCAUAAUCUCAUCAACCUAUUGACCAUGCCAUUGACCUCCUCCUGACCUCCCUUGCAUGCUGUGGAGAAAGCCAGUGCAAUGUAUUCGAUGGCUCGUGGGGUGUGCACCUCUCCCUGGUCUCCAGACACCUCCCUGUCUGUAGUGGAGCCCCAGGAUAUGUUCAGAAUCUGCUGUGGGCACAAAGGGCAGAGUGGGAGAACGUGUUAGGAUUCAGUCCUUGAUGUGGAAAGCUAAUGUACGUGUAAGUGUAAAUCAGACUUACUAGAAUCAAACUUCAUUAAAUGUUUGAAAACUUGUAAGCUAAUGUCAAUAGGACAUUAGGUGCCACUUUGACCCCUCUCUAAAAACUGAAAAUGUGUAAUGGUUCUCCUUAAAACACACAAUGUAAGCAUUAACACCACUUGUAGGCCUCAGGGCCUAAUUAGCAGUGGAACGAUGACUAAUGAUUUAGUGUUCACUGUGGCUUUUUAAUGUAGGAUAUAACAUACUGAAAAUGUUGGAUACUUGCUGUAUGCACUCUGUUAUGAAACUUUAAUUUUUAUCUGUUUUGCUUAACUUUUACAAACCUUCUGGCUUUCAGUACAGCCAUGCACAGUACCUUAAGAAACAAGAGGUGACAAACAGUUAGAAUUUCAAUUUUGCUAAAGAAAACUUUAAAAGACUUUUAUCUACCAAAAAACCCCCUCAUGUUCUGUGUAAUCUGCAAAGAGUUAUUAAUGCAAACUGAUCCUUAAAGUGUAUCUUUGUUAGUGCAUGAGGCAUCAGAAUGAAAAGUUAUGCUCUAUUUGUCAAAAUAGAGCUUUAUGAGGUGGUUGAGGAAAGCUGGGAUUUUGUGUAUAUUGUAAUUUAUCCAUUUGUAAUUAGAAGAAAUUACAUUGUUUUGGGGGGAGAGGAAGAAAAAGCAAAUGAUUUGCAACAUAAUUUGGGUUUAACAGCCUAGUUUUUGAGCUAGACUAAAUGUAAAAUAUGUACAUUCCAAAGGGGUUUGCAAACUUGAGAUCUCUUCUGUUUAUCCCUAAUGGUUUCAUUGUAAGACAACAUUGGUAAAAGAUUGGGACAAGUAGCAGUGCUUGCUUAAGAGAUUGUCAGGGCUUUUUCUGCUCAGCACCCCUUUUUCCAGACAGAUGGGUAAACAUGGGGACAUAACUUUUCUUUCUUUGCAUAGUAAUUUUCCUGAACUCCAAGAAUGUUUUUCACAUUCAUCAAAAUGUUUUCUUGAUUUAGAUCUCCAAAUAGUGCCUGUCCCCAGAUAAAAUUGAUCAAAACUUGGAUUUAUAAAAUAAACACACUUAAAAUAAGGAACCCAGUACAGUUUUCUCUGUGUUGAAUUGUAAGUAAUCAUUUAAGUCUUUAGCAGUUGCUUGAUUCCAUAAACGCUGUUGAACCGGCACAAGGUUAAAAAUUGCUGUGGCCAUGGAAUUUAGUUGUCUAUGCUAGGGCUCUCACCAUUUUUAACACCAGUGCAAAUGCACUCCUGUUAGCAACCAAUGGAAGGGGGGGAAUUUUAAGAAAUUUUCAUAGCAUAGACAAGGCUUCAGAAAGAGAUUAGACUCUCAGCCAGUCCAGUGCCUUGAUUAAGACCCUGAUCCUGCACUAUUAAAGUCAAGGCGAGCUUUGCAAUUGAUUUCAAUGAAGAUAGGAUCGAGCCUUAAGUAUCAGUGCUUUUUACCCAUUCCAGAUCUUACCUACUGAGCAUGUUAACAUCCUGGGAUUUGGAUUAGAUGACCUAAUGUUCUUUUCCAAUUGUAGAUUGCUUUAAUGUCUAAAUUCAAAUUCUGCUGUUUAUUCCUAUUUCUCCUAUCUCCCACCAUAGUUUGUCCAUGUGUAUUGGAAUAGAAUCGAAUCCCUAAUGGAGUAUGUUCUCUGGCUCAGUAAUCUCGCUAAAGAUUGAACCUUUGUAUUAGGUCAUCCUGUCCGUUCCCUAGCAAUGCAGGAUUGUUCUCUACAAUAUACUUCUUGUAUCCGGGCUAGUUUUAAAUGAUUCAGACAGUGAGGCUUUCACCAUUUCCUUUUGGGAGGCUGUCCCACAGCCUAAUAAGAUCAAGGAAGUUUUUCCUGGUAUUCAGCCUAAAUUUUUCCUUUUUAAAUGUCUUCUCUUUACUUGCACUUACAUUUCGCUUUGCCACCAUAAAUAAAUCCACUCCCUCUUUGAUAUGUAGACCCUCCACCUCAUUUGUAGAUUAUCGUGUCUAUCUCUGGCUGACCAAACAUGCAGAGAUGAAAAUAUACCCCAAUAUGUUUGGUUUAAACAUCUUUUAGUUUACUACUAAAAGUGGAGUUUGGAAAACAUUGUUUCUUGUUAGUAAAUCCACAUGCUGUAAAUUAAAACACAGUUUGGCCAUUUCCUGUGGUUUUUGGCAUGCUCCUGUAUAAACAUAAUUUAGGUCUGAUACUUAGUUAUAGUUUUGUGAAUGCAAACAAGAAAAUUCAGCUUUCCAUUUAGAUUUAAUAAUUAGCCACCUAUGAAAUUAACACUUUUAGAAUUGUAGAAUAUCAGGGUUGGAAGGGACCUCAGGAGGUCAUCUAGUCCAACCCCCUGCUCAAAGCAGGACCAAUCCCCAGACAGAUUUUUGCUCCAGAUCCCUAAAUGGCCCCCUCAAGGAGUGAAUUCACAACCCUGGGUUUAGCAGGCCAAUGCUCAAACCACUCAGCUAUACUUCCCCCCAUUUGCAGUUUCUAUCCGUUAGAAGAUAUCAAAAAAAAUCAUCAAGUAUGUGUAACUUGAGCUCUUCCUUUUAUAAAGGGUGUGUAUUUUUAAUUGUAGGCGGAUGGUAGCUGGAAUCAAUGCUAACAACUUCCAUUCAUUUCUCCAAAAUAUGAAUUACUACCUUAAUCUGUGGAGUGUAACACAAGGGAUCUCAUGUUUUGAACAACUAUGUACAGUAUAUUUUCUUCCAUUUCAUUCUGUGAACUGUUUGUAAUGUAUAAGUAAACCAUUAAAAAAAUCUUAGUAUAUUUA